CAGUGAGGUAGUGUGGUUAGUAGUCACUGUGAGUGCAGUUGUUGCAGUGGAGGGAACGGAAGAAGUAACUAAUUGUAAUUCUUUAAUCACAUUGUCUUUCUAUGAUCGCUUACCUUGAUAUUUAACAAUCAUUUGUGAAAUUGAUCAAUAUUUUAACAACACAUAAAAUCUCCGUUUUGAUAAUUACUAGUGAUAGAUGUGUAUGACUGAAAAAUCUAAGUGAAAACAAUUUUUGCUUUGUAAAUAAUACAUUAUGGAUAUCAAGAAAUUGCAAGAAUUCAUGGAACUGGUAGGCAGAUUGAAGCAUAUGAAAAGAACAGGAUGGGUUCAUAAGAAUGUGUCUGAUCCAGAAACAAUCGCAGGUCACAUGUAUAGGAUGGCCAUGCUUUCCUUCUUGGUGAAUAAUGACGAGAACUUAGAUACAGUCAAAAUCAUGCAGAUGUCUUUAAUACAUGAUUUAGCAGAGUGUAUUGUGGGAGAUAUAACACCUCAUUGUGGUAUUCCACCUGAUGUAAAACAUAAAUUAGAGGAUGAAGCUAUGGAAAACAUUUGUGAACUCCUUGGAGACAGAGGACUUAUGAUAUUGGAAAUAUUUCGUGAAUACGAGAAGCAAGAAACCCCAGAAGCAAAAUAUGUUAAAGAUUUAGACAGAUUAGAUUUAAUUAUGCAAGCAUAUGAGUAUGAAAAAAGGGAUAAUAUUCCUGGAAAGUUGGAGGAAUUCUUUUCGUCAAAUGAUGGAAAGAUAGGACAUCCUUUUAUCAAGAAACUAGCAUCUGAAAUUACUGCAACAAGGCAGGCUCUAUGUAGCAGUUCAACUAGUUCAAUAUAAAGUUUUAUUUGUUUGUUAUGAAACAAAACAUCAUAAAUUUCAUAACUGUAUUUAAUAACUAUAAUAUAAUAAUAUAAUAUUUUGAUGGAAAAUAAAGAUAAAUAUGUUUAGA
Molecule: messenger RNA, 941 nt
Organism: Bombus pyrosoma
Lineage: Eukaryota; Metazoa; Arthropoda; Insecta; Hymenoptera; Apidae
Product: 5'-deoxynucleotidase HDDC2
Exons: 4
Coding region: 254-829 (191 amino acids)
Cellular component (GO): cytoplasm
Molecular function (GO): 5'-deoxynucleotidase activity
Source: RefSeq, a predicted model, not a curated record